GUUCCGCAUGAGCCUUACGGCGCGAACUCGGGCUCCAGACUUCACCGUCUUGCCACCUUCGAUCGGUCUCCACUUUUCCAGCUCCUUCUCCUUCCGAAACUCGAAGCUCCUUGACCACUCGCCUUCUUCGCCGUCGACAGUAAAAAGGUGCUUCUCCUUCUCGAAGCUCCUUCACGACUCGCCUUCUUCGUCGUCGACCGUAAUAAGGUGCUUCUCCUUCUCGAAGCUCGAAGCCGCUUCUCCUUUUUGCCAUUAAAGGUCUGUCACGACUUGCCUUCUUCGCCGUUCUCCAUUGCUUCUUCAAAUCCGUCUCCUUCGAUCUUGCCGGCCAUUGGGCUCAUCCAACUUUGCCGUCGACCUUCGUGCUGUUGCGCUCAUCUAACUUCUCCUUCAGAUAUUCCGCUCGUGCUCUCAGUCUCAGUGUGUUAGCCGAUGUUAGGAAACUUGGAGUGCCAUAUCAACAUCGGUAUGGUAACAUUAACACACCCAAGCUGUACCUUACUGGGCAUGAUACACCCCCCCUUCAGCAAACUUCUAGCACCAGAUUCUGGAGAUUUAUUCAUUCUGGGGAGGAUUUGCGCCAGGUGAAUUCAACUUCGAUGCAAAAUUAUAUCCAAAUGGACUCCAAAAUCUGCGUAGGCUUGAACUGAAGGGACCUUGCUGGCUGCACUGACGCCUCUUCUUUCUCUGAUUACGUCACUGCCACUGUUUCUGCCGUCCAUCAGCAAUGGAAAAUAGCCACACUUGGACCUGCCACACCUGUGGCAAUGUGGGUCUGGCCGACGGAUCUGAUGGCUUCUUCUACUGCCUUCGAUGCGGCUCUCAGGCUGAUGACGUCAUUGACACUGGUGUAGCCGAUGAGGACUUUGUUGACAAGGGAGGAGAUGCUAAUGGCGCCAUCUACUUGGCCAGUCACCGUCGCCAGCGUUCCCAUGUGGUCAAGGUUGAACCUGUGACUCAGCAUGAUUCCAUCUAUGGUUCUCAGUCCCAGUUUAUGAAGGCUCUGGGUUUGGAGGAAGAAGCUACUCAACCUCAAGAAAAUCAUUCUGGGGGUGUUUUUAAGGUAGAUGGAGGUUCAGAUUAUGGUUUCCAAUUUAAACAGGCUGGUUCUUCAGUUCCGGGUGAUUUUGGGGGUUCAAAUGUCAUGAGAGGUCUGAGUUUUGACGAUUAUUACAAUGAGAUAAGGAUGCGUUAUGUGAUGGGGUUGCAGAUUAUGAUUGAGCUUCAGUGUGAAGCGUUGGUGAAUGAGUUCAAGGUGAACCCUUUGAUAUGUGGGAUUGUUGGGCCAAUUUGGUUAAGAUAUGUCUCUGGGACUGAUGUUUUUGAUGAUGGGUGGGCUGAUGAAGUAAUUCAUGACUCUGAGAUGCAGAAAGAAGAAGAACCCGCCUAUCACAAGCCCCGUGCUAAAUAUAGUGCAGAACCUCACAACAUCUAUGGUGAGCGUGCUGUAAUGAUAUGGUAUAAGUCUUUAAGGAAAAGUAUUCCAUUAGCUUGUACUGCAGCUAUUACAUUCCUUGCUUGUCAUGUGGCCAAGGAAGCAGUCUUGCCUACAGACAUGAUGAAGUGGACCCUUGAAGGAAGACUUCCAUAUUUUUCUGCAUUUUGUGAAAUUGAAAAACGCAUGGGGCGGCCUACAGGAGCAUGUCCUAUAAGUUCAAUGGUUAUGUUCAGGCCUUCACGAGCUGUGUCUUUACAAAAGCUAGAGUCAUUGGCAGCAUCUAUUGCUGAUUCUGUAGGACUAGAUUUGCCUCCUGUUAACUUCUAUUCAAUAGCUUUGCGUUAUCUUCAAGACUUGUGCCUUCCAGUUGAUCAGAUUCUUCCUGAUGCAGUUAAGAUUUAUGAAUGGUCAAUGCCUCCAGGUUUAUGGCUAUCCACAAAUGAAUUGAGACUUCCUACUCGUGUAUGUGUUAUGUCAAUUCUGAUAGUAGCAAUAAGAAUGUUGUAUAACAUAAAUGGUCUUGGAGAAUGGGAAAAGAGUUUGUCUCAUAAUGGUGCUGCUUUGGUUAAACCUUCAAGUGGCAUUAAAGGGGAGAGAAAUGGUGGAAUGGAUACCAAUUUUAGUUUCCAUGAUGAUAGUGAACAGUCUAAUAAAGACCCAGUACAACCGCAGCAACCAGAAUGGGAUGCUGCGAGGCUUCUCUACCACCUUCAUACAUUAUAUGAUGGGGUUGCCGACAAAUAUGGGUAUUCAAAGGACUUGUCAACAUAUCUCCAAUAUUGUAAGGAUGUUGUCUUUGCUGGAUUAGAGCCAUCGUUUGAGAAUCAUGAGGAAGAAAAGAUGAUAGAAUUCUCAUGGAAUUUUUAUCAAAAUGAGAAGGAUUCUGAACCAACUGAACCGGUAGAGCAAUCUGAUGAAUGUUUUAAUCACAAAACACAUGAUGAUGAUGAUGAUGCCUGCAUUGCAAGUGAUGUACAGGAAAGAAUGGAUUAUGAUGAUUCCCACAAGAGUUCACUAGAUUCUGAAGAAUCAGAAAGUGAUGGGGAAACCUCAGCAGAGACUAUUGAUAAUGAGGUUAUCAGAAAACUGAAAUUGGACAUGGAGGAGAACAAAUUCUGUUACAUACCUCCGAGGGUGAAGCCAAGAAGAUUUGAUUAUGUUCACUACGUGAGAAAGAAGGAUAAAGGUGCCUAUGCGUAUGUUGCUCAUGCUGAUUAUUACAUCAUACUUCGGGCUUGUGCAAGGGCUGCACAAGUUGAUCUUCGGAUUAUGCAUAUUGGCGUAUUAAGCUUUGAGAGAAGACUUGCUUGGCUAGAAGAAAGGAUUGACAAGGUCUUGCGUGUGAAACCUCCAAGGAUAUCUUGCCAGUUUUGUAGCGGUGAAAAGGCCCCUGAAAAGGAAGGAUCUGUUGAUGAACAUGGACUUUCAAAUUUGAGUAUCCGAGAAGUUUCUUCUAAAAGCCUUUAAUUGAAAACAAGUAUGACUUAGAUCUGUAACUAGUUUGAUUGUAUGAAUUUGCAAGUUGACAGGUGACAUUAGCGCAUGCAAAGUAUAUAGCUAUAGCACUAAUUUUCGGUUACUUAGAUUGAGGUUAAGGUGUCACGGCCCCAUGGAGUAGAUGGAUGCCUGCCUAUAUUAUAUUUUGAAACAACAAUUUUUUUUCCAGUACAUUGUACAAUGUAUAAGAUGAAUAAUUCUUUUUCCUAAAAGCUUGAUAAACGAUAGAGCAUAAUGAAGUCUUGCAAUCCAUGUAGCCGACCUCACUUAGUGGGAUAAAGGCUUGUUGUUGUUGUUGUUGUU
Molecule: messenger RNA, 3238 nt
Organism: Prosopis cineraria
Lineage: Eukaryota; Viridiplantae; Streptophyta; Magnoliopsida; Fabales; Fabaceae
Product: TATA box-binding protein-associated factor RNA polymerase I subunit B
Exons: 8
Coding region: 728-2905 (725 amino acids)
Biological process (GO): RNA polymerase I preinitiation complex assembly; nucleolar large rRNA transcription by RNA polymerase I
Cellular component (GO): RNA polymerase transcription factor SL1 complex; RNA polymerase I core factor complex
Molecular function (GO): RNA polymerase I core promoter sequence-specific DNA binding
Source: RefSeq, a predicted model, not a curated record